Messenger RNA from Elephantulus edwardii (Cape elephant shrew), 2067 nucleotides. It is a transcript of the gene PCSK9, whose product is annotated as proprotein convertase subtilisin/kexin type 9. Gene Ontology annotation, biological process: proteolysis. The coding region runs from base 1 to 2067 and encodes 688 amino acids. The transcript is spliced from 13 exons. Lineage: Eukaryota; Metazoa; Chordata; Mammalia; Macroscelidea; Macroscelididae. The record is from RefSeq and is a predicted model, not a curated record. Gene Ontology annotation, molecular function: serine-type endopeptidase activity.
AUGUAUUCUAGGAGGCAACUUUGGUGGCCGCUGCUGCUCCUGCUGCCGCUGCUCCUGGGUCCCGCGGGCGCCCGAGCACUGGAGGAUGAAGACACCGACUACGAGGAGCUGGUGCUCUCCUUGGCGUUGGAGGAGGACCGCCCAACAGACGCGGCUCGGCACGCCGUCCUUGCCCCCUUCUACCGCUGCUCCAAGGAUGCUUGGAGACUACCGGGCACCUAUGUGGUUGUCCUGAAGGAGAAGACUCACCUCUCACAGACGAAGCAUACUGCCCACCUUCUGCAGUCCCGUGCUGCCCACCGGGGCUACCUCACCAAAAUCCUGCACAUCUUCCACGAUCUCUUCCCCGGCUUUGUAGUGAGGAUGAGUGGUGACCUGCUGGACCUGGCCCUGCGGCUGCCCCACGUUGAAUACAUUGAGGAAGACUCCUUCGUUUUUGCUCAGAGCAUCCCAUGGAACUUAGCGCGGAUCAACCCUGCUCAGCACAAGCUGGAUGACCACCUACACUCCAACGAUAGCAGCAUCGUGGAGGUCUAUCUCUUAGACACCAGCAUCCAGAGUGGCCACCGAGAAAUUGAAGGCAGGGUCACAGUCACCGAUUUUGAGAAUGUUCCAGAAGAGGAUGGGACUCGUUUCCACCGACAGGCAAGCAAGUGUGGCAGCCAUGGUACUCAUCUGGCAGGUGUGGUCAGCGGCCGGGAUGCUGGUGUGGCCAAGGGCGUCAGCCUGCGCAGUCUGCGUGUGCUUAACUGCCAGGGGAAGGGCACGGUCAGCAGCACCCUCAUAGGCCUGGAGUUUAUUCGGGAAAGCCAGCUGGCCCAACCCUCAGGACCGCUGGUGGUACUGCUGUCCCUGGUGGGUGGGCAUAGCCGGGCCCUCAACUCUGGCUGCCGGAACUUGGCCAGAGCUGGGGUGGUGCUGAUCGCUGCUGCUGGCAACUUCCGGGACGACGCCUGCCUCUACUCACCGGCCUCAGCUCCUGAGGUCAUCACGGUCGGGGCCACAAAUGCCCAGGACCAGCCAGUGACCCUGGGAACCCUGGGGACCAACUUUGGCCGCUGCGUGGACCUCUUUGCCCCAGGGGAUGAUAUUAUCAGUGCCUCCAGUGACUGCAGCACCUGCUUUGCAUCACAGAGUGGGACAUCACAGGCUGCUGCACACGUGGCUGGCAUUUCAGCCAUGCUGCUGUCCGCCGAGCCAGAGCUCACCCUGGCCGAGCUGAGGCAGAGACUGAUCCACUUCUCUGCAAAAGGCGUCAUCAAUGAGGCCUGGUUCCCUGAAGACCAGCGGCUACUGACCCCCAAUCUAGUGGUCAUGCUGCCCCCCAGCACCCCUGGAGUAGGUGAGCAGCUGCUCUGCAGGACGGUGUGGUCACCGCACUCCGGUCCUACUCGGAUGGCCACAGCCGUGACCCACUGCGCCACCGAGGAGGAGCUGCUGAGCUGCUCGAGCUUCUCCAGAAGUGGAAAGAGGCGGGGCGAGCGCAUCGAGACCCGAGGGGGCAGGCGGGUGUGCCUGGCCCACAAUGCGUUCGGGGGAGAGGGUGUCUACGCCAUCGCCAGGUGCUGCGUGCUGCCUCAGGCCAACUGCAUUGUCCACACAGCGCCACCUGCUGAGAGAGGGUCAAUGACCCAUGCCCACUGCCACCAGCAAGGCCACGUUCUAACCGGCUGCAGCUCCCACUGGGAGGACAAGGACUUUGGCACGCACAGGCAGCCUGAGCUGAGGCUCCCCGGUCAGCCUGGCCAGUGUGUGGGCCACCACAAGGCCAACGUCCACGCUUCCUGCUGCCAUGCACCAGGCCUGGAGUGCAAAGUCAAGGAGCAUGAGGUCUCUGGCCCAGCAGAGAAGGUGGUUGUGGCCUGUGAGGAGGGCUGGACCCUGACGGGCUGCAGUGCCCUCUCUGGGGCCUACCAGGUGCUGGGGGCCUACCCUGUGGACAACAUGUGUGUGGUGAGGAGCCGGGACACUGGUGCUGGAGGCAGGGUCAGUGACAAGCCCACGGCUGCCCUUGCGAUCUGCUGCCGGAGCAGACCCUCAGAGAAGGCCUUCUUGGAGCCCCAGUGA